ACGGGCCGGGCCGAGGGCCAGCGAACGGGCGGCCGCCGCCUCUGCGCGCCCCGCGGCCGGGGCUAGGCCGUGCGGCGGCGGCGCUAGGGGAUGCUCGUGCUGGGCCGGGCCUCUCCCUUCUUAACUUAGGGCGGCGGCGGGCCCGCGCCCCUGGCUCCCAGGCCAUGGCGCUGAGGGAGCUCAAAGUGUGUCUGCUGGGGGAUACAGGUGUGGGUAAAUCAAGCAUUGUGUGGCGGUUCGUGGAAGACAGUUUUGAUCCGAACAUCAACCCAACAAUAGGGGCAUCUUUUAUGACCAAGACUGUCCAGUACCAAAAUGAACUGCAUAAAUUCCUCAUCUGGGACACAGCUGGACAAGAACGAUUUCGUGCCUUAGCGCCAAUGUACUACCGAGGCUCAGCUGCAGCUAUAAUUGUUUAUGACAUCACGAAAGAAGAGACAUUUUCAACAUUAAAGAAUUGGGUAAAAGAGCUUCGGCAGCACGGCCCACCCAAUAUUGUAGUUGCCAUUGCAGGAAAUAAGUGUGAUCUUAUCGAUGUAAGAGAGGUCAUGGAGAGAGAUGCCAAGGACUACGCCGACUCCAUCCAUGCAGUCUUUGUAGAGACAAGUGCGAAGAACGCGAUAAACAUAAAUGAACUCUUUAUAGAAAUUAGUCGAAGAAUUCCAUCCACUGACGCUAGCCCACCUUCUGGCGGAAAGGGCUUCAAACUCCGCAGACAGCCUUCGGAGCCAAAGCGGAGCUGCUGCUGACCGGGCCUCGGCCCCCCGGGCUUCCCGAUGAAGUAGGUGAUCCUGACAGGUCUCGGGAGGGCUGGGCCCCGCCUCCGGGGGUCACCUGCCAGUCUUGGAUCUUCUUCGGGCAACAAGGAUUCACAGGAAUUGACCGGUUUCGUCUCCUCUUUGGAGACUGCAGCAAUAAUACGUCAGUCUGUGGACUUCCGUCCUGUAAAGAAUCUCUGUGUACACAGGGACUGCAUCGUUGGCUCCUGAUCUUGCUGAGAAGGAAUGUACAGUUGUGUGGAUGGUAGGAUGAGAUCAUUGAGUAGCUUUGUAGUCAAGAUUCUAUGUCACAUUUGUAAAGGGAAAAUUAGCACUUUCGUGGUUCUUGAGGAAAAAAAAAACAGCCUUGUGGAGACAUUCCUUCCCUUGGUUUCCCAUUGCCACUGUUAGAGGGAAUGGUAGCAUUUAGAAUGUGUGCACUUACCACCGUGGAGAGAUGGCAGUUAGGAUCGUCUGAAGUUGACGUGGGUUGUUUCUGGGGCUGAUGGAGAAGCACCCACGCCUGCCGUCUCUGACGCACUUUCCAUUGGGCGCAGCAACCCAGGACCCUGUCGCAUGCGUGUCCCCAGGCACGUCACUGGCACCUUUUUAGGUAAGCUCUGAUGAUCGAGAUGGUGGUGGUAGAGAGGCUGCCUGGAACAUGUUGAAUUGCAGAUUCAGUUUAAACUGACUAGCCAUGUUUUCCAAAAGAAGAGAGGAAGCCCAGAAAGUGGAGUAAAUGCUGUCUGUUUUUUAUUUAACCAAGCUGUCUUGGUGGGGGAAACAGUUAUCUGCAGCUUGCUUAGCACAUGUAAAGUUGUAGUCAUAUAUUUAUGAGACCACUGCUUACAGAUUAUAAAUUAUGUAAAUACAUUAAUAAAUUCUAUGUUUCGUUUA
Molecule: messenger RNA, 1655 nt
Organism: Bubalus bubalis (water buffalo)
Lineage: Eukaryota; Metazoa; Chordata; Mammalia; Artiodactyla; Bovidae
Gene: RAB22A
Product: RAB22A, member RAS oncogene family
Exons: 7
Coding region: 165-749 (194 amino acids)
Molecular function (GO): GTPase activity; GTP binding
Source: RefSeq, a predicted model, not a curated record